This is a messenger RNA of Cimex lectularius (bed bug), 2500 nucleotides long. RefSeq lists its product as uncharacterized. The coding region runs from base 203 to 2368 and encodes 721 amino acids. The record is from RefSeq and is a predicted model, not a curated record. Lineage: Eukaryota; Metazoa; Arthropoda; Insecta; Hemiptera; Cimicidae. The transcript is spliced from 2 exons.
AACCAGUCCGCCAGUCCAACCGACCGAACCGGUAGGCACGGAUCUCGUCUGUAGAGCGUGUACUUACUGAGCCCACGUGUUUUUUUGUUUGGUUUUUUAAAUCGUUUCAUUUACACCUUUUUUGGAACCGUUUUGAGAAGAAAGAUCAAAGCCGGCUCCGCCCGCCGUCUGUCCGGUGGAAAAGAAGAAGCCGUCUUUGACGAUGACAGAUUUUUUGCAUCCCGUGCCUUCUUCUUCGAAGGGACCGCCUCAAUGGCGUCCUAUUUUCAAAAGGGCACCGUCGACGGUUCAACAGGCCCCACCCGUGAUGGCACCCAAAACCAAAUCGGAGGAAUUGACCAUGGCUCUCCAAAGGCCGUGGCUGAAAUUCGACAUGGCGAGAAAGCCCAGUGAUCAAAGUCAGAACGAUUACGUGCCGGAAAUUUUUGUCGCCUGUAAAUUAGUGCCUUCCUUCGACGAUUUCUUCAAAGAAUGCUCCGCCGAGCUCGAAUAUAUAUUGAAAAAGCGCCCGACCGUCUCUCCGAAGAUCAAGAUCAACGUUGGAAACAGAAACGAAGGAGAAACCAUCACUCUUUACAACUCAAAAGGCGAAGCGCACACGACGACUGUACAGAGCGGGUCAACGUUGACGACCCUGGGUCAGUUGGACUCCGAUAAAACGUUAGAUACGAACGUGACGGCCAGCACCACCGCGGCUCGAAAAUUCAACUCCAGGUCUAAAAGAAAGGUACGCAACGUGCCAAGAAUAUUGGCCAAUUCGAAAAGGCGGUUUAACGAUCUCCCGAAAAACCUCAGGAUGCUUUACCGCCGCUAUAAAAUCAAGGACUGCUUCGUUUUUAUGUACAAAGUCCCUUAUACAGACAAUUUUUCACUCACUUCGCCAGAAUCAUACAAAGUCACUACACUAACGGAAAACCAGUACAACGCUGAAAGGUUGAACGAGGAAUCGAAGGAAGGUUAUUCGAAUAAAUUAGAACAGGACAGCUGCCCCACUGACGACAAAACGGACGGUAACAAAACACCAGGACUUGAGAAUGGAAGUGGUACGACGACGGAUGAUUUCGAACCGACUUUGAAACAGCCAGAAGAAAGAUGUAACCUAAGACAACCAGAAGAAAACAGUAACCUACAACUGCCAGAAGAAAAAAGUAACAUAGAACAAUCAGAAAAAGAAGGUUGUCAGGCGUUGUCAAAUUCAAUCGGUAAUCUUAAAAAAAAUGAAAAUUUGAGUAUGCCCGAGCUCGAACUUAGCAGCCCUUGCAAAGAAGUGACCAUGACAAGAAAAACCCCACCGAGAAUAAAUUCGCAGUCUCCCGCUUUGAGCAUCACUCCAACAUUGGCUGAAACUGACUCUAUCAGACCGAGUAAAAACGGAUCUCAUUCAGAGACGAUAAAACAUACAGUGGAUUACUUAAUAAACCAAAAUAGUAAGGAUUCUCCUCCUUCCUCCAACAUUGACGGAAACCGCUCUGAAUCUCCCGAGAAACUCUUAUCAUCAGCCAGUAUUCAAAUCUUUAGGAAAUCCCAAGAUAAGGAGACGACUCUACGACGGGAUAAGAACAGUCCGUCGCCAAAACUCUUAGAGCAAAAUUCUGUUCAGUCCACUCGGGUGGCAAGAAGAGACGAAAAUAGUUCUCCAAACAGCGAGGUCUCAUUAACGAGGAAUAAGGUAGCUGCUUCUGAUACUAAAUCCAGUUCUCCAAAACCUGUUAGUUCGAGUACUUCUCAUUCUAUAUCAAAAGAAAUGAUGCAACCGCUGGAAAAUCGAUUUCCUCAUGAAGAAAUAAAAGCAAAUCAGAUUUUAAGAAGGCAUAGCCUCGGCGAAGAAGACAGAAUUAGAACGGGCAUCCCAAGUCGUAAUGGCCAUCAAGGCUCAACGAAAAGAGUAAGAUCGAAAAGUAAAGAAGACGGACGACAGUCGACGGAAAACUGUCGAGUGAGGACGUCUGGCGGACCGCCAUUCACUAGCGAGUCGAACUGGGAUUUUCAGGGUAAAAGGACGACGCAUCCUCCCGAAGAAAAUGGCGUUGUUGCGACCCAAACCUCAACUGCGAAAAAUUGUGAUAAACCCUACUCGGAGAGAGUGCGGAUGACCUGGCCGGUUCCUUCUUCAACGGGCGUCUCAGUCGUAAUCAAAGAGGAACCGAAGGACGACUCGGACCCCACGGAACCGCCUACCAAAAAGCCCAAAUGUGAUGAGGACACGUACCUCUGGUGGAUGGCACGGCGGGUGAAAAAAGAGUAUGCCAAAACGGAAAUGGAACUGAAAACCGUCACAUUCAAAAUCUACUCCUGUUUUAGGUGCCAUAAAGAAUUUUCUGAGCACAAACAUUGGUCAAAGCACAUAUGCGUUCCUGAAACUAAUUAAAUUCUCUUUUUCAUACUCGUAAACACUUAGUUUUAUACACUUUGUAAACUAUUUUAAUUUUAGGUGUAUAAUUUUAUGCUAUAUGCAUUAGAGACGAGACUUUUUUUUAUUUUUGUACAAUUAUCGUUAUAA